GACGCGGUGCCCAGCCUUUUCCCCAGUCGUUGCGGUUCCCCUGGCUCCUGUGUGCUCCCGGCGCUGGGGCGGUCCGAAGGCUGGCGGGUGGGCAGAGACGCGGUGAGGAGUUCUGCCGGGUUACCUGCAGGAGUCACUGUGAGGCUCGAGCUGUGCUUGCAACAAAAGCUUGGAUAUCUGGAAAGGUUCUUCCCGCAGAGGGUGGUCGGGCACUCGAACAGGAUCCCCGGGGAAGCGGCCACAGCCCCAAGGCUGACACAUUGUGAAGAGCAUUUGGACAACACUCCCAGGCACAUGGAACUUGGCUUAACUUUUCCUUCCCAAACACACAGCAGCAAAAUUGUGCUUUACAGGCUGUUCAAAGCACAUUUGGUUGCUGCUUCAUCUGUCACUUGUUUUUUCUGCACAGGUGAGCAGUGGGUAUGGACAUGGACAGUGUGUUGUUCUCAGGCUCUUCUCUGCAGAGCCUUGCCAAACUGCUGCAUGAUGCACAAGACGAGGAUGAUGAUGAUGAUGAUGGUGUGCCACGCUGUUCUGUUGGUGCCAUGACUCCUGGGAGUGUUGGACCAGUAAAGAAAGAGACCACCAGUACUUUUCAAGUGAAAUCUGAAAACAAGAAAACCAUUUGGAAUACAGAGGAGGUCCCAGAAGGAUCUGAAUUUGAUGAUACCUGGGACCCUAGAGAAAAGCCAGAGUAUGAGAUUUUCUUCAAGCAGCAUGUGGGAACAGAGGAUGUCUUCUUUGGGAUGACGGGGAAAGACCCCUCCACAGCCUGCUGUGAGGAUAUAGUGAUUAAAAUCAAGCUGCCAGACACGAAGUACUCAGACAUCACGUUAGAUAUCCAGGACAAGGUUCUUGACCUUCGAACUCCCAAAAAGAAGCUGCUGCUGCACCUCCCCUACCCUGUGAACAGCAAGGAGGGUAGAGCUCGUUUUCUCUCUGACGAGGAGACCUUGGAAGUCACCUUGAGAGUAUCAAGGAAGUUUGAUUUCAUAAAUUCUUCUGAUGAAUAGAGAGAUAGAGAGAGUUUGCAAAAACUAAGGUUCUGGUUAGAAGUGUUUUUGAAACCCAGCUUGUUCUGCAGUAGUAGAUUGUUUCCCUUGAACAGUCCAGGGGGAAUGUCUCUGGAGAAAUUAGUCAGGAGGAGCACAGCACCCACAGGUUCUAAAAGCUGAUGCUGUCUGGCUCUUACACUGCUCUGGUUAACUUUCUGGUUCCUUCAGUCUGAUACAGACCCUGUGAAUCAGAAAGUGGGAGAUUUCUGGAAGCCAGAGAAAGCCUUUUGUGUGGUUGUGGCUGAGAAGUAGCACAGUGAGGCUCUGGACAAUGAGUCUGGUGCUUUGGUACCGUUUCAAGACUUGCAACUGUUGUCUUUGCUUGGACUCCAGUGCUGGGACUGGGGCCAGUUCAGAAUCUUCUCUUACCUAUUUCUUGGUGAGAAGAUCAAAGUUCUUCAGGGAUCCAUAUGCACAUCUGAGGCUCCUUUACGCUGGCAGAACAAGUUAACCAACUGUAGUUGGAUUGCUGAACGUCUCAGCUCUUUUGAACAGUUUUUGACAAUUAAUGGUUCAGUGUUGUCUAUUCACCUGCUGUCCCUCCAGCUAUUCUUCUGAUCUUUCUUGAUUAAUAAAAUAAUAGGUUCUAAGGAACAGUUCCAGUUA
This is a messenger RNA of Corvus hawaiiensis (hawaiian crow), 1661 nucleotides long. It is a transcript of the gene DNAAF6, whose product is annotated as dynein axonemal assembly factor 6. Gene Ontology annotation, biological process: axonemal dynein complex assembly; flagellated sperm motility. The coding region runs from base 423 to 1013 and encodes 196 amino acids. The transcript has 7 exons. Gene Ontology annotation, molecular function: protein-folding chaperone binding; dynein intermediate chain binding. NCBI's taxonomy places the organism in Eukaryota, Metazoa, Chordata, Aves, Passeriformes, Corvidae. The record is from RefSeq and is a predicted model, not a curated record. Gene Ontology annotation, cellular component: cytoplasm.